AUUACUACUUACUAAUCGUUGGAUGGCCAUGAAUGGCUUCUUCACUAUUCUGGCCAUCUCUUCAUGGCUAUGCUCUGGAAAUACUACAAGAUACAGUAUACAAUGUUCCAACUGAGCUAUCGGCUUACCUCUUAGGCCUCAGCUCCACGUCCGACUGGUUUCAGGAAAUGAUUAUAGGGGGGCGCUUCGUACCCACAGGUUCGCCACGAUGUCACUGUCGCCCUCGGCACGGUCAUCGACGGCGCCAAUUUUAUUUUGCUGCCAUGUAUGAGUAGGUAUUAUUAGGCGUUAGAUGACCGCACUCUUUUACUAUUUUCUCUUUCUCCCUCUUGCUUUCUCUAUGUUUUCGAUCCCCAUACAAGCCUUCAUGCCGCUCUUCUCUGUUUGUCUGCUUUGACGCUUUCGCUCUCUCUCACAACGAAAACAAUGGACACCGACUCCAAAUAUUACCUCUCGACUCGUCCCAGUGAGGCCUCGUUACGCCCAAGUGACGCCUCGAUGCGUACGAUUAAGAGUAUGGACCAAUUGAUUGAGGGCGACCCUCUGAACAACAACCGACACGCGGAUGGCCAGAACUCUCGUGGUCCCCAGCGCCAGCCAUGGCAACCCGGUAUUUGGCAUCGACUUCCAUGGGUCCCUUUCACUUCCCUCAUCGGAAGCACGCUCUGCGCGAUUGGAGGUAUCAUCGUACUGAUCACCAGCGACCGAAAAAGCACUUCAGCAUGGGACGAAAAGCUUCAUUUGCAACCCGCUGUGUAUCUAGCUAUUCUUUCGGUCCUUGCCAAUAUUUUUCUCGUGUUCGCGCUCGCCAAAGGGUUGGUCAUAACUUUUUGGACUGCCGCACUGGACGGCUGCACUCUCGCUGAUCUUCAUUACAUCUGGGACUCUGGCACUUCAUUCUUUGGUGCUAUCCAAGGUGUGUCCCACAAGAAGGCCGUUAUAGUUUCGAUCGCUUGCAUCUUCACCGUUAUUUCCGAGCUCCCUAAUACCUUUGGGGGGUAUCCAGUCCUAUCUAGGGCUGCCGUUCGACAGACCGCACGACUGACGCCAAAUCUAACCCAGGUUUUGCAGGAGUAUUCGCAGCGGCAAACAAUAGAGCUCACCCAUUCUGGUUGCGGCCAACAAUGCGAUGCCACCAUCAAGGGCUUUGGCUUUCGAGUCAACUGCAGCGAGCAGGUUGAGUAUGAAGAUGUCGUAAAAGUUGGUACCUACCAGACCCUGUUCGCGUCCUGGGCUUCUCUUAAUUGGACUUCUAACGACUUUUACAACCCGGUGCCUUCGUUCAUCACACUGAACGCAAGGUAUCGAGUCGAUGAUGUCCCUGUCGAAACGAAUGCGACUACCCAUGCUGCCAAAGUGUCCUUCAAGCGUCACUCCUGCGACCUUCACGGGGGCGUCACCGCGUAUCAGCUCAAUCUGACUGCCCACUCCGUCAACUUCAAAUACCCCGACUGGCGUUCUGACGCCUUCGAAAGAGAAGUCGAGCUUCUAGGACCGACCAAUCAGCCAACUGGUGGGCCCAACGUUAUCGGCGGCUUCCAGAAGGCCAUAGACACCCUGUUCAACUCGACAGCUAUCUACUUCCUUGGUGGUGCUGUUUCGUCGACUGACUUGACAGGAAAUCUGGCCAACCAGUAUGUCAAGGACAAUGGUAGGCCCUAUGACCCACUGUUCACUUUUAACGAUCCAAUGGAAGAAAUGUUGAUUGCUGUCCGCGAACUUUCAUUGCGUGCGUCCAUAGCAGCUGCAAACCAAGCCUGGUCCCAUGCGCAAGGAAACAACACGGCGAUGACUUUGGCCCAAAACACUUACCAACAGAACGUGACAUACCAUGGGUAUUACUUCGACGACAUAUACGUUACGGACCGGGUAUACUUGGCCGUCUCUGCACUAGUCUCUCUUUUAGGUAUAGUUGCUGUUGCCGCGACAUUCUGGGGGUACUGGAAUCUUGGCCGCAAUGUAUCGCUGUCGCCCUUGGAGAUCGCGAAUGCGUUUGACGCUGAUGUUCUAAGCCACCUUGGCGACAAUGCUGAAAGUGCGACAUUGGCGAAGUAUGUCAAAGGUGACUACGUUCGCUAUGGCGAAAAGCAUAUGCCACUACCCGAAGGACGCAUGACUAGAUUGCGGUUUGUACGAGGCCCGGAGGCAAACCGUCCGUAUAGGAACAUGUACUACUAG
This is a messenger RNA of Pseudovirgaria hyperparasitica, 2178 nucleotides long. RefSeq lists its product as uncharacterized. The record is from RefSeq and is a predicted model, not a curated record. Bases 427 to 2178 code for a protein of 583 amino acids. NCBI's taxonomy places the organism in Eukaryota, Fungi, Ascomycota, Dothideomycetes, Acrospermales, Acrospermaceae. The transcript is spliced from 4 exons.